Cladocopium goreaui is the source of this 3417-nucleotide messenger RNA. NCBI's taxonomy places the organism in Eukaryota, Dinophyceae, Suessiales, Symbiodiniaceae. The record is from the annotation of a GenBank genome assembly.
AUGGCCUUCCGUUUUCGGUCCUUGAACGCCGCUCAGGAGAAUGCAGAGUGCCGCAAUCGAAUAGAUGUCGUUCGCCGAGAGAGGCUGCAGCUGAUCCAGGCCGAUGGGCAGCCAGUCUUCAAAAAGCUGCAAAAUGACAUCAAAGACAAUAUGAGUAUGGUGUCCCAAAUCCAUCGUGAAAGCGACGCAGCGCGACGGGAGCAGGAGGAGCGGAUUCACAAAAUGGCUGCGCUGAAGAAGCAGGUUGAGGAAGAGAGGAAAGCCUUUAAGCGGAAGGUCCAAGAGCUCAAAGUGCAGUACAAAGAAAGAGAGCAGUAUGAGCUUAAAGAAAGAGUGAAGAUGGUCAAGGAGUCGGAUAAAAAGGAAGAGAUGGAUGGAAAGGGCAGCAAGACUCGCAGCUUGAAGGCUGAUGAGGAGGAACACUUCAAUUCAACGCUUGUGAUGCGUCGAAUCCUGAAAUUGGCAUUUUUGAAUGCCAUUCAGCGGAGGCAUAUUCGGCAACAUCAGAAGAACAUCGAAGUGUUUGAGCAGGCUUUUGCAACGAUCAAGUCAACUACCGGCAUUUCGGACAUUGAAGAAAUCGUGAAGAUUUUUGUUGCCCUGGAGCAGCGCAACUUCAGCCUGCUGACCUACGUCAACGCCCUGAACCGGGAAAUCGAAGCGCUUGACAAGCAGAAUCGCCAGCUAAAGGAACAACUGGCCAACCAGCAAGAAAUUGAAGCUGACAGCGAGAAGAAGAGGAUCGCAGCUCUCACGGAUUUGAAGUCGCAGAUCGAAAGUACUGCUGCAGGGACCGAAGACAAUAAGCUCCAGGCAUCGCAGCAAUCCGAGAUCAUUGACAGGUGCAGGCCGGUGAUCCAUUCAAUUCUCAAGACAGUCGAGCGAGAAAAUCGUGGCUUUGGCGGGCACCCAGCUCCAGAGUUCGGCAGCACGGGCGAAAAUUUGUUUGGCUGGCUUACAUACAUCGAGAAGACCUUGACCCAGUGGAAGGACUUCUUGCCUGAUCCCAGAGACAAGGGCCACUUCAAGACGCCCAACAAGAACUACAAAUAUACAGUGGGCAAUCAGGUUUUGGCCCUGCAGCCCAAGAAGCCCAACACGCAACCUGUUUCGUUGGUCAAGCCUAGCGAGCUACCUUCUGCCGCCAAUUUCUUCUUGGAGCAAGGGCCGAACCAGAGAGCAGCAUUGGGCCGAGAGGAGGAUUCCAGUGAUGAUGAAGAAGAACUCAUGGCACAUCCUUGGCCCAGGCAAGAUCUCCGUGACAAGGCCAAUGCCUCUGUUGCCAAGCGCAGACGUCACCGGCGCACGGAAGGCACCACAGCACAAGGUCAGCAAAGCGGACCUGGCGCUGAGCAGGCGCGUCCAGAGGAUGCGGCUCCGACAUCAGCGGCGCGCAGCGAUGAAGCGCCUGGAGAGCUCAACUAUGAGGAAAUCGUUGAAGGAAAGAAGGAUCAAGAUGAAGAAUCCGGAGGAUCAGACGAUUCGGAGUUGGAUGACGAUAUUGGUCCGACGGAUGAAGAGAUCAACGAAAUCUUCCUCAAACGUUACAAAAUGUCAAAGGAGGAGCUGCAAGGUAUGGCAGACAAGAUGGGCAUUCAACUCAACAACCUGUGCUACCUAAAGCAGGAAUUUGAUGCUUACGAUGAAGAUCGCAGCGGCUACAUUGAUGUCAAGGAGCUCAAAGGACUGCUGGAAAAGCUCGGAGAGGAGCUGAGCGAAGAAGAGCUGGACCAGGCAUUUAAGGAGCUGGACAGUGAUGGCAGUGGCGAGAUUGAGCCACUGGUCAAUUUGGCCUACAGAGCUCACAUCGUGGGAAUGUGGGAGUGCCCAGGGUUGCCCAGGCAGGCGACAGCAUCUUUGAUCGACACUCGUGCCGAAGUCUUGGUGACAGGUGCUGUGUCGAAGUCUGCAGGCAGUCCACAGGCGCUGGGCUUGCAGCGGAUCGUUCGGCAAGCGCUUUGGCAGGCCCAAACGUUCAAAGAACAGGUUCACCAGGACUCCCAUUUGUUUGACAAGCUCUAUGCAGGUGGAUCGCAGCCGGAAGUGGCUCAGCUCCAAACGUGUCUGAAAGAAGAAGUGGCUGAGGCGCUUGCGCUCUGUGCGCUUUUUUCGACCAUCAAGGAGAGUCUCAGCAAUUCGCACGCCUCACAAUCUCCCAAGGAGAUUGAUGUUUCCAGUCAGAUGGGAAACCUUGAAGUAUUGGCACAAGCUCCAGAGCAAGGUUUCGAGGACGUGUCUAUCACAGCCGAGGGCUGUGCGACGAGCAACUUCAGCGAUGAGGUUGCGAAUACGAAAUGUUUGGAAUUCUCAGUUGAAAAGAACCAGGAGCUCAAAGAAUGCAAUGCCCCUGGGCCCGACUUGGGUCCUUGUGAUGCAAAUGUGGACCUCCAACAACACCAGGGACAUCCUGAUGUGCAUAGGGCCGGGGAGGGCACUGCCCUGGAGUCGGGAUCCUUGCCCCAACAUGAGCCCGUGGCAAAUCAGUCAAAAUCAGAUGAGCAGGGGGAGAAGUUGGAUGCCAAGAUUGAGCAAGACGUAGAUCCGGCAGCAGAUGCCAGGCUAACUUUGCACGACCUUCCUGGAAAGGCUUCCGCAAGAAUAGCCAAAGCCCUGCCCUGCAAAGAGCUGUUUGCUUUGAGAAUGGCUUCAAAGGCUACCCUGAAAGAUACCAAUCAGCAGAUUGAGCAAAGGCUGAAGCAGCUCUGGUUCGAGGCAGUGAGGGGAAGCCCCGGCAAGUCAGCAAAGCAGAGCCGUGAGAGGUCCCGAAGUCGCGGAGGCGAAUCAGACAUGGAUGGCCCUGGAUCGCGAUCUGAGAGCUCUGAAAGCUUAGCUUCUCAAAAUGACCAAAGUGAUGAACAUGACCAAAAUGAUCAAAGUCCUCCUGCAGAGAAUGGCCAGCAAUCCUCACAAAACCCGACACCGUCCCCCAAAUCUGAUGAACACGGUGUCUCGCACCAGAAGUCCGCUCCUCAUGACGUUCCAAUUCUCCUGAAUAUCUAUGAUGUCACUCACUAUGCUGGCGUGCAAUGGCUGAAUGCCUUGUUUGCCAACCAGUAUUCCCCGGUCAAAUUUGGAGGGAUUUUCCAUAUUGGCGUUCAAAUUGGUCAGAAGGAAUGGUCCUAUGGGUACAAAGCGGACGGCACGGGCGUCUUUUGGACCCCGCCGCUCUUUCAAGCGGCCCACCAUUUUCGAGAGAGCGUGCGCAUGGCCCCGACCAAGUUAUCCAAGCGGAGGAUUGCCAGUGUGAUCACAGAGCUCGAAGCCGAAUGGACUGGACGUAGCUACAACGUGUUCGGUCGAAACUGCUGCCACUUCGCAGACGCUUUGUGUCAACGUCUUGACAUUGGACGCGUUCCUGAGUGGACAUGCCGUUUAGCCAACAUCGGCAGCACCGCUGCAGAGGCCAGACUCUCCUGA